AUGGCAGCAGUGUUCGACAGGGUUAGGCGGAUUCUCCCGAGCAAUCGCCCUGAGAAAGGGGGCACACUGCGUGUGCCGACGCCCAUCCCGAGAAUCGCACACAGUUCAGACCAGUUGACGAGCUGGAACACCGCGAAGGAAUUGCCGAGAAUCCCAUCGCCCCCAGCGCCCAUAACGGAGGCUCAGCGAAGAAAAGAGCAACGACGGCAGCUGCGCGAGAGCGGCGAUUACCUCGGUGUUCAGGGCGUCAACCCGAGCACCGGCGAACUCGACACCAUGACAUCCUCAAGCGGCUCCCAGGCCAGCUACCUCGAUGAAGAGCUGCGGCAGAAGCUGUUGGCCGUCAAGAGGCGCGGCUCGCGUGCCUUGGGCUUGACCCCGGGAUGA
Molecule: messenger RNA, 387 nt
Organism: Verticillium alfalfae VaMs.102
Lineage: Eukaryota; Fungi; Ascomycota; Sordariomycetes; Glomerellales; Plectosphaerellaceae
Exons: 1
Coding region: 1-387 (128 amino acids)
Source: RefSeq, a predicted model, not a curated record